CAUAAAGUGACAGAAGCAGUUUUAUUUAUGACUCAAAAGACAGACGGAUUAGAAUGGGUCAUAAUGUGAACCUUCAUAUUCUUGACUUUAUGCAUUUUGUUGUUUUUAACCUAUCACCACAAAUGUUGUGGAGUGUGCUUACCUUCUGGAUUACACAGGGAAUUACACAGUAUUAAAACAGGAUAAUCCAGGAAUUUGUGUGAUUCCUGACCUGGAUUCAACCUUUAACGUCUUUCUAUUAUCAACAUUUGAACCGUCGAACAGUAAAGAUUUAUCAUCCACUUUAGCUGUCUGAAAUAAUAUUUAUGUGCUAGAUUCUGUCAAUCUGCCUCAUAAACUUGAAUUUUGAGACAUCAAGAGUGUCAUUUGUUAUGGUUGGUUUGGAUUUUUGGAUAAUUUCAUUACAGGAGUUGUGGCCUGAGUGACUGGGUUGAACGUAAUGACACAAAAGUAUUAUUUAUGAAGUCAUUUUUCACAUAUUCUUUCAUUUGAAACUUUAAACUAUAGUUUCUGUGUUCAUAAAUACAUGGGAACAACUUUUAACUCUUCCUCUUCUCUGUAGAAUUUGCUUUUCAACAAUGGAGAGUCAAUUCAUUCUUUUCAUCACUUUAAUUGCAUCUUUUUGCUCAUUUGGGAGCCUUUUCCCAACUCAACACUUACUCAGCAUCUCUGAUUCAGUCAAGAUAACUCAGAUCCCAAGUAAAAACAAUAAUGAUGUGUACUAUGAAACCAGUGAUGAGAUCUUACACUCAGAAAACUUUAUGGAGGGCAGUGGAUUUAGUGCUUGGGGAGAGAAUUCAUCACAACUCAGUAAUGACAGCAGAAACCAAGGAAAACCUGAGCGGCUGAGCCAUGAAAACAAUUCUGGGUUUGGAAUCGCAUUAACUACAAGACCAGCACUUAGAGUCCACUCCUCAGAGGUUCACAACCAUAGAGCUCAUUCAAUUGGAGGAUCAACUCUCUCCUCUGUGAGCUCAGAAGAAGCUCCUCUGGAAAACAUCCACAUAACAACCAAGGAACAACUAAAGAGAAGUCAUUCAUCCACUUCUCUGAAUGGUGGAAACAACCCCAGAGUCUCCGUCCAAACCAGCAUCUUUACCUUCAUGAACAACCCAAGCCAGUCAGAUCUCACACAUCCCUGUGUUUUCGGAGUCACUCCCUGUCCUGGUUUUAACAGCUUUAAUGGCACCACUCUGCUCUGGGAUGACAUGAAGCGCACACUGGCGUUUGCCUGGGAGCUGCAUGUUUAUGGAUCUGCUGGCCUUUUCGUGCUGAUGGCAGCUCUAGCCGUUUUGGGAAUGGCUAAAGGGUGCACUCUUCCUCACCCCCUAAGUGACAACUUAACACUGUCAAACCUUCUUCUGUUCAUUAGUGGAGCUUUACGCACCACUCUCCUUCUCCUGGAUCCCUAUGGAACCUGUCAGUUUCUGCCUCAUGCCAUGCUAGUGGCACUACAAAAUGUUCCCCUGCAUCUUCUUCUGUGGGCACAGGUUGUCCUCACCCUAGUCACACUCAAAGGGUUAAAGUUGAUCCUUUUCCCAUCCAAGUUGCAGUACCCAUGGCUGGUUGGAUGGCUCAGUGUUUCCCACUGCACAGGAUUACUUGUAGCAGACCUGUACUCCUCAGCUUUGCCCCCAGCUCUUCCUCUCUUGUUGCAGACAGUCUCUCUUUGCUGGGGCAUCCCUUUUUGUUUGGGGAUUUUCACCAAAUCCCUUUCUAAUCUCCAAUCCUUACCCAGCUCCACUUUCCCACAGUGGAUUCCUUCACAAAGGACAGGGAGGUUAGGCAAACGAGUGAUAGCAGUGUGCUCCUUCCUUGGGGUGUUGUGCUGCAGCCUUCAGAUGUAUAGUCUUCUCUGGCUUUAUGGCUUACUGGGGAACUGGAGGCGCUUUGGUUGGGGCUGGUGGCUCACACAGUUUUGGGCCAGAAUCCUUGAGUUGGCAUGGGCGUUCUCCAUGCUGUUUCUGGGUUCAUGGAUCUUCUGGACACCAUUGAGGGGUCACACAAGAGGUGAUCACUGGCUAGGUAGAGAUGAGGUCUCCAAAAGGGUAGACAAGAAAAGCUUGUGGGAUAAGAUCUUGGACAGCAUGCAGAGAGGCUCACUGAAAAAGUCAGAGAAGUCCUGGGAAGAACUGAUGCCAAAUAACUGGGUGAAGUAUAACUUGUCUCGAACAGGAAUCAGCAAUGCUACAUAUAUUGAUGAACCAUCUGUCAUUAAACCAGAAUACAACUCUGAUCCUGUCAGCAGCAGCUCUGACUCUCAGACCGCCUUCCUGUGGCAAAAGGUGGGUGAACGAGAAUGUGUUCUCUCACUUAUAGAAUUUGACAUGCGGCCCCCGUCCCCUAUUAACCUCAGACGCAGCAUUGACAACGCCCUUCAUCACAGCCAGUUUGUAGCAGGAGGUGCAUUUACUCCCCCACCUACCUCCUGGACACUGUCUGCAGGGUCAGAAGGGGACAGCGGUCCAACAACGCUACCUCCAGCUUAUGCUGGCUACAAAUGGAUGCUGGAUGCAGAAUCCAUUUCUGCAUCUCUAGACCACUUCCAGACAAGAGAGCCUAUGCAGGCAGUAAGUGCUACACCUGGUUCUGAUGGCAACAUUGGGUCUCCAGCUGCUGGCAAAGAGGGAGAAGAAUUUCAAGCAGUGAUGCAUCAACAGGACUGGUCUGAGGAUGACAUCACAGACCUCUGAACUCACCACCACCACCACUGAUCAGUCUGCUUUAUGAACUCUUUUAGGACAUAGUUUAAUUUGAGUGUGUUCAUUAAGAUGGUCUAAUUUUGAUUUAAAGAGAUGAACAUGCAAAACUCCUGCACUUGAGCCACUGCAGCCACUGUCACUCAGCAAUACUUUUAACAUGAGUUUUGGGAAGUAGAAAAAGUUUUAAAGGGAUACUUCACAACGUUUUCAUAUUUUUAAAUCAUUUUCUUUAUCCAGUAUGUGCUACUGACCAUUUGCAGGGCUAAUGAAAGGCCACCCAGUCCCUAUCGCCCCCUGUGGCCAGAAUAUUCCACUUGCAUCUUCGAACUGGUGGGCUGCUCUGGUUGGGACUUUGAAAUGGAGCUGACAUACUACCUAGCACUGCAGUCUGCUUCCAGCACGUUUCCUGCAUGUUUUAAAUCAUGAACGCAGCUGGUUUGUUUAAUUUAGUGAUAGGAAGGCUGGGAGACAUUCCAGCUGUUAGAUUAAGGUGUUAAAAAGACAAACGCACAGCGAGGAGAUAAGUUUUGCUUUCAGUUCUUCAAACGGACACUAGGGGUGCUAAAAGCGCACCAAAACUGUCUAGUUUCCCUUUAACUUCUUGUGGUUACUUUGGUGUCUUGUCGAUAUGUGCUUUAUGUUAUAGAACACCUUAAUCCACAAGGACAGUAUUAAAAUGGCAAAUGUUUAUUCUUUGAAGAUAAUAUGAGAUUUUCAUGUGAGUUAAAUAAAUAUUGUGCGUGUGUUAUUUAUGUAAAAACAAUAAAAAACAAGUUUUUUUAAAUUUUCAAGUCUAGUCUAAACUUGUCUUGAAGGUAUAGAUGGAAACGACUUUGCCUACUUUUUGCUUCAGAUUUGUGUGAUGUUUUUACAGGUUUUGUAAAUAAAUACACUUUGAAUCUUAUUGAAUUCUGAUGACUGCUUUUGGGACACAAACUGAUA
This is a messenger RNA of Nothobranchius furzeri (turquoise killifish), 3644 nucleotides long. Its product is annotated as proline-rich transmembrane protein 3. The record is from RefSeq and is a predicted model, not a curated record. Lineage: Eukaryota; Metazoa; Chordata; Actinopteri; Cyprinodontiformes; Nothobranchiidae.